GAUAAGAGAGAAAAAAGGAGGAUUAAUUACAAUAUAUUAGUUCUUAUUUGUUAUUAAUUGCUUUGAGUGUCUCAAAUUAGUGUAAUUGAAGAGAGUUGCUGGGUCCGGCAACCCUAAAACGACCCUAAAAAUCGCAGGUCAAACGGUAACCUGCUCAACCAGUCACUGGUUGACGUAAGGGAAAAGAAAGCUGGGGGUGCACAUUCCGGUCGUAGGGCUCCUAGGUACCUAGACACCUAUAUAAGCGGACGUCUGCGGCACAGUAGAACAACAUUCGCAAAUUACACUUCUAACUGACAACAACAACGAUGAAGCUGGUAAGAGCACUUUGUCCACCUUUCGUCUUCCUGCACAUAUUCGCUAACUUUCCAUCAAAACCAUUCCAGUUACUCGUCCUCUGCUCGCUAGGAGCGCUUCUCCAAGCAUCGAUCGCCACGCACGACAUCAACGUUCCCGUGCUGGUGCCGGUACCCCACAUCAAGAAGGUCCCGAUCAGCAUCCCCAAGUACGAGCACACCAAGGGCGAGAUCAUCAAGCACGUCCCCGAGCCGAUCAUCAAGCGCGUCCCGGUGGAGAAGCACGUCGACGUGGAGAAGCAGGUCGAGGUGGUGAAGCACGUGCCCGUAACGAAGGAGAUCGUCGUCGAGCGGCCGGUGGAGGUUAUUCGCGAGGUGCCGAUCGAGAAGGUGGUCAUCGAGAAGGUGGAGGUGCCGUACGAGGUGAUCAAGCACGUGGAGAAGAUCAAGCACAUCCCGGUCGAGAAGCACAUCGAGGUGAUCAAGGAGGUGGAGGAGAUCCGCGAGGUGCCGUACAAGCGGUACGUCUUCAACAAGAAGCCCUACCCGGUGGCGUACAACGAGCCGGAGGAGGUGCAGGUGCCGUACACGGUGCCGGAAACGGUCGCACCAGUACCGGUGGUGGUAGAACCGGUGGAACCUUCGCUGAAGGACAAGUUCCACAACCUGGCCGGUAGCUACCUGCCCGAUCCGGUCGGUUUCCUCAAGAAGUUUGGCAAGCAUUAAGGAAGGGGGAGUGCAAAACGCUAUUCUGCAGUAUGAAAUUUAAAUAAAGAUAUUUAUUACAAACGAGUAAACCUUUCCCUGUAAUAUUCAAUUUCUUUUGCAGCUGAACGCAUCAAAUGAAAGAAUUGUAAGGCUGACUUUUUCUUAUGGGAAGUGAACUUUAUAGGAGGGAAAUUGGAGUGUAUAUCACGCUUUUUGGACAGACUCUUUGACAAUUUAAACAUAGAACAACAAAAAAUUGAUUUGUCCAAAAAAAGGUGAUAUAGAGUGCUAUUCCCAUCACCUAAAGUUAAUUUUCCGUUAGAAAGAGUCAAAAAAGCGUUCCACAACUAUGAACAGCCUAGGCUAGGGUUGAGUUUGUCGUAUCGUGGCAAAGACUGGGAUUGUCUGUAAGUGACCUGUUCUAAAGGGGCAGGAAACGUAUAGUUCACAUAAGACAAGAAGCUACAAGUGGUAUGUAACUAGUUGGACUGUUCGUCAACCGUAGAGACUUACCGUAGAGCCGGUCUCAUGGUACAGUUGUCAACUCGUACGACUUAACGACAUGCCCGUCAUGGAUGGGUUCAAGCCCCAAAUAGACCGUGCCGCCAUACGUAGGACUGACUAUCCUGCUAUGGAGGGAAAUCAAUAAGUCACUGAAAGCCAAGCCCACAAGUGGUAGGCAGGCCUUGACCGACAAUGGUUGUUGAGCCAAAUAAGAAGAAGAGACUUGACCAAUCAAUACUAUACAAGUAAAACUUUACUUUGGGACGCACUGAUGACAAAAACAUAUUUGAACUGUCUUUAUUUGUUCAUGUCGCAUAAGAACUGACUGGCCUUCAUAUUUUGCUCCUAUGGUUCUAUAGAAAAAAUCGGCGAAAAUUCUCUGGACUAAUUUGUUUAACGUGCCAACGUGCACCAACUCUCGAUCUACGUAGGUUUAUAUGAAUAUAUCACUGCCGCUAUCCAAAAGAUCAUUAGAAGAAAGUAAUGAACUUUGCUGUCAAUCAUUCGACAGAAAUUGAUUCCAGUAGUUCUGUAGGUCUAGCACUGACAUAGACACUUGUUGUUCUUAAGAAACACUCUGCUCAACGCAAAUGAAUCCAACUUGGACGCAUACUAGAGGUCGAUGAACCUAAAACGUAUUAAGCAAGUUAGCUGCAGAUUUAUCACAUUAAGCAGCAGACAAUCGAUAUAUUUUUGUUGAGAAUCAAUAGCAAAAUAAGGCAAAAAUAAUGUAAAACCAUGCAACCUCGCCUCAUUUAAUCAUUUUUACAGGCUUUUCAUGGCAGUUGUUGAACUGAUGUUGUGCUAAUUCUAUUUUUUACGUAUUGACAUACACGCCGUCAUGCCGCUCUUAUACAGGAUAUCGAUACAAUAAUACGUAAUACGUACGUAUUUAGUAUCACGCAGCCUGGUAGUGUUUACUACGGGAGACGCUCCAUACGAGACUUGAACUCAUGACGGGCAUGUUGUUAAGUCGUUCGAGUUGACGACUACUGUACCGUCUCGUGUGCUAAUUAUUUUAUUCUAAUUUAACGUUUACUUCGGACACAUUUGCUAAAAGAAUCCGUUCUCAUAUGAUAACGUAUGAUUUAUAGAGUCAAUAACAAAUAUGGCGAAAUGUUAAUAAAACGCUGUUUAAAUUACUUUAAAAAUCGUCUCAGAUAUGAAGA
Anopheles coluzzii is the source of this 2677-nucleotide messenger RNA. Its product is annotated as mantle protein-like. The record is from RefSeq and is a predicted model, not a curated record. The coding region runs from base 309 to 1022 and encodes 237 amino acids. Lineage: Eukaryota; Metazoa; Arthropoda; Insecta; Diptera; Culicidae. The transcript has a single exon.